Molecule: messenger RNA, 2828 nt
Organism: Passer domesticus (house sparrow)
Lineage: Eukaryota; Metazoa; Chordata; Aves; Passeriformes; Passeridae
Gene: CNMD
Product: chondromodulin
Exons: 7
Coding region: 77-1111 (344 amino acids)
Biological process (GO): negative regulation of endothelial cell proliferation; negative regulation of angiogenesis
Source: RefSeq, a predicted model, not a curated record
CGGGGCGGUGCAGCCCCGCCGGGGCCGGGGCCGGGAGCGGGGCCGGGGCCGGGCAGCUCUCCCUCCCGCGGCAGCCAUGGCAGAGGGCUCCGAGAAGGUGCCGAUCGCCCGAGUGGGGCCCGACGAUGUGGAGCUGUGCCUGCCCCCAGCGUACGCGGCGGCCGCGCCCCCCGGGCCGGGGCGGCUGCUGAAGGCCGGGGCCGUGGUGCUGAUCGCCGGGGCGCUCCUGCUGCUGGCCGGGGCCAUCGGCGCCUUCUACUUCUGGAAAGCCACGGAGCGGCAGGUGUACAACAUUCACUAUACUAUGAGCAUUAAUGGAAAAGUACAAGAUGGAUCAAUGGAAAUAGAUGCUGGAAACAACUUAGAGACAUUCAAAACAGGAAGCGGGAGUGAAGAGGCAGUUGAAGUCCAUGAUUUUCAGAUCGGCAUAACUGGGAUCCGUUUUGCUGAAGGAGAAAAGUGUUACAUCAAAGCUCAGCCAAAAGCCCACAUCCCUGAAGUUGAUGCUAUGGCUAAAGCGAGCCUCUCAUCUGAGCUGGAAGAUGAAAUCAUGCCUGUGAGAUUUGACAAAAACUCCCUUAUCUGGGUGGCUGCAGAUGAGCCUAUCAAGCAUAACAGCUUCCUAAGCCCCAAAAUUUUAGAGCUUUGCAGGGAUCUUCCAAUUUUCUGGCUGCGACCAACAUAUCCCAAAGAUAACCAGAGGAGAGAAAUGAAGAGAAACAAGCGCCAAUCAGAACCAAACUUUGAUGAGGAAGACUUGGAAGCUGCUUCUGAAGAAGUAAACCCCAGGUCACGCACCGUGCAGCUGACUCAAGAGCUUGGCCACCAGGCUAAUGAAACCAGGCCAAUGGGACAAGAAACUGAUCAAACAUUUAAUCCAGACAAUCCAUACAACCAGCAGGAAGGCGAAGGGAUGGCUUUUGACCCCAUGCUGGAUCACCUGGGCGUGUGCUGCAUCGAGUGCCGGCGGAGCUACACGCAGUGCCAGCGGAUCUGCGAGCCCCUCCUGGGCUACCAGCCGUGGCCCUACAACUACCAGGGCUGCCGCACCGCCUGCCGCAUCAUCAUGCCCUGCAGCUGGUGGGCUGCUCGGAUCAUGGGCGUUGUGUGAGAAAAUCCCUCGACCCAAACAAAAAAUAACUAAACUGGAGCUUUGACAAAAUAAGCAGGAAUACAAUGAACUGGUAAAAGACUAAAACCAAAGCAGCAGUACUGAUCCUGCCUUACAAAAUCAGAGCCUGUUUUUCUGCACCAAAAGCAAGGUCAGAUAUUGCAACUGCAAAUUAAAAUCUCAAGUUAAUAUUCCAUUAGCUGUACAAGAAGCAAAGGUAUAUUAGCACUUGCUGAAUUAAAAAACUGAGACAUCUCAAAAAAAGACAAUAUUAAACUUUGCUUACAAUUGGUUUAGCAGUCCAGAGGCUUGCCUAUACAUCUAAAUAAAGCCUUUCAAAACAAACCCCUCUCUUUCCAAGUUAUAUGUGAAAAUUUACACCCAAUUAAACAACUAGCUCAACUUGUACACUUGGGAGUGCCUUUAAUCCAUGUAACUUACUUAAAUAAAUCACAACUUAAGUUGCUCCCUGUUGCUAUUCAGAGUUGCCAGAUCACUAUGAAUGGUUAUAAACCAAUUACAGCAUACCUUUCCCACAAAGCUGCUCCAGGGGACACGAGAAAGUGCACAUUGUGCUAAAUCGGAAACAAACAGCAGGAAAAGUGGCUGUGGAAGGGAAUGUGAGUGGCUGCAGAAUCAAAACCCUUUGCAUAUCCCAACAUCAAAGAAGCCCCAGCAUCAAGAAUCCUGUAUCCAUGAUACCACUGUAGUGUCUAACAAGUAUCUGCGAUCCAGCUACUACAGCAAAAGUAUUUACAUGCAGUUACAGACCAAGGAGUCUCAAGACCCUUCAGAAUCUACAACAGCCACUGUUAUUUAUAAAUCCUUGAACUAGACACUUUUGACACAAGAUUACAACCCCUCUUUAUUUCACAUGGAUAGCAGCCAUUCACACCAGUUCCUUUAGCUUUGCUGAAGCUCACAUCCCUUCCCCACAAGAGAAACUGUUUACCAGAAGGGAGGGGAAAAAAAAACCCUUUUUUUUUCUUCCCUCUCCUUUCUCACCUCACCCUUUUUGCUAAGGCAAACUCUGCAAUUAUUGGGACCGAUCCCAUUACACAUUAAAUGUCUAAGGAAGGUACUAAGCUGAAACACUCGAAGCUGGAACAACUUAGUAUUUCUAGCCUUGAAAAACAAGUAGUGGUAUUACACUGCCUUUAUCCAUACUAUGUAUCUUGAACCCUACCUCCAAGUUUAUGGAGCCAUCUACAUCAUCUUUAUUAAAAAAAUGCUUCAGCUUUUCUUAAAGUCUGCUUUCUGGAGCAUUCAUUUUUGUGACUAAACAGCUCUUGAGAUGUUGCAAGCCCAGUAAUGUUAUUAACACUGCGUGACACAGAGAAAAGAGGAAUUAAUUUGACAUAAUCGUGGCUUAAAGAAAAUAAAGACAAUCUCAUGUGGAAUGCUAAACUGCAUAUCUAAAAAGCAAAGUGUUAAGUGAGAAUAAGAUGAGAGUAGAAUUCAGUAUUUUGUUCUAUUGUAGCUUUUUAGUAUAAACUUCACCUUCCCUUAAUCUGAAGGACAGACUUGCUUUGAAAUAUUUAAAUUAUAAACUUCUUAAAGUGGGAUUUCAAGGCCUGUUAAAUUUGAGUUUCUGCUUUUUAAACUGAAAAUGACCUUGAUCAUUAUGUUGUUUUAGAAGUACAUCUAUCAUAGGCUUAGAAAAGUCAGUUUUCCUUUUUUUUUACUGCAGAUUAAACAAACACAUUUUAAAAACCCA